This is a messenger RNA of Hansenula ciferrii, 432 nucleotides long. It is a transcript of the gene RPS12, whose product is annotated as 40S ribosomal protein eS12. The record is from RefSeq and is a predicted model, not a curated record. Gene Ontology annotation, biological process: translation. The transcript has a single exon. NCBI's taxonomy places the organism in Eukaryota, Fungi, Ascomycota, Saccharomycetes, Phaffomycetales, Wickerhamomycetaceae. Gene Ontology annotation, cellular component: ribosome; cytosolic small ribosomal subunit. The coding region runs from base 1 to 432 and encodes 143 amino acids. Gene Ontology annotation, molecular function: structural constituent of ribosome.
AUGUCUGACGUUGAACAAGUUGAACAAGUUGAACAAGUUGCUGUUGAAGAACAAUCAGGAUCAAUCACUAUUGAAGAUGCUUUAAAAUCAGUUUUAAGAACUUCAUUAGUUCAUGAUGGUUUAGCUAGAGGUUUAAGAGAAUCCUCAAAAGCUUUAUCAAGAGGUGAAGGUCAAUUAGCUGUCUUAUGUGAUUCAGUUACUGAAGCUUCAAUUGUUACUUUAAUUGAAGCUUUAUGUAAUGAACCAGAAGAAAAAAUUCCAUUAAUUAAAGUUUCAGAUGCUAAAUUAUUAGGUGAAUGGGCCGGUUUAGGUAAAAUUGAUCGUGAAGGUAAUGCUAGAAAAGUUGUUGGUGCUUCUGUUGUUGUUAUCAAGAACUGGGGUGCUGAUUCUGAAGAACGUAACAUCUUAUUAGAACAUUUUGCUAACCAAUAA